Aphanomyces astaci is the source of this 294-nucleotide messenger RNA. RefSeq lists its product as hypothetical. The record is from RefSeq and is a predicted model, not a curated record. The transcript has a single exon. Bases 1 to 294 code for a protein of 97 amino acids. NCBI's taxonomy places the organism in Eukaryota, Oomycota, Saprolegniomycetes, Saprolegniales, Verrucalvaceae.
AUGAAACCUACGGGUAUCCAGCAUCGUCCAAGACCGUUCAUUGCCCAAAAGCUGCAGGCAGUAGUUACUGCCCAGGCUACAGGCGUGCGCGAGGCUGCCCGGGAGCUCGGAUACGCGGAGCGCAGCGUACGACUGUGGGUGCAGGAGCAGUCGAAGCUGGCUUCCUUCGAAGGCUCGAAGACACGAAAGAAGAACACCGGUAACCGUGGUGCGAAACCGAUCCUCCGGGCUGCUCAUGCGCUGGUGACGUACACGAAGGACCUUCGACGCCACGAGCUCGCCGUCACACAUUAA